Messenger RNA from Sinocyclocheilus grahami, 2174 nucleotides. It is a transcript of the gene rgs9b, whose product is annotated as regulator of G protein signaling 9b. The transcript is spliced from 19 exons. Bases 110 to 2095 code for a protein of 661 amino acids. Gene Ontology annotation, biological process: intracellular signal transduction; regulation of G protein-coupled receptor signaling pathway; positive regulation of GTPase activity. Gene Ontology annotation, cellular component: neuron projection; plasma membrane; cytoplasm. Gene Ontology annotation, molecular function: GTPase activator activity. NCBI's taxonomy places the organism in Eukaryota, Metazoa, Chordata, Actinopteri, Cypriniformes, Cyprinidae. The record is from RefSeq and is a predicted model, not a curated record.
GAUUAUAGAUUAGACACAGCCAAAACGUUCGUACGAUUACCUACCGAGUAUUUCCCAUUUCAUCCUCUCGUCUUCGACCGUCGACAGACUGUGGCGUGAAGAGGCGAACAUGACCAUAAGGAAUGUACGGGACCAUGGACAGCGUUACAGACCCCGUAUGGCAUGCCUGAAGAAGGUGGAGAACGUGGUGUUGGAGAUGCAGGACCCCAAAACUGGAGUGAAAUCUCAGACCCAGAGGCUUGUAAUCACCACCAUCCCACAUGCUAUAACAGGGGAAGAUAUUGUUGCAUGGAUCGCUAAUCGAUUCAAAACAGAUGCUGCGGAGGCCCGAGCUAUGGGGACCAUGAUGGUGGCGUUUGGGUACAUCUAUCCACUACAAGAUCAUAAGAGACUCAUCCUUAAACCAGACACAUCCCUGUACCGCUUUCAGACCCCAUAUUUUUGGCCUGCGCAGCAGUGGCUGGUGGAAGACACAGACUAUGCAAUUUAUUUGGCAAAGAGAAAUAUACGCAAGAAAGGGAUGUUGGAGCUGUAUGAACAGGAACAGUACAACAAUCUUUACAAAUGGAUGAAUCACAAGUGGGAUUUUAUUGUAAUGCAGGCCAAAGAGCAGUACAGGGCGGGUAAGGAGAGGAAGAAGCCAGACCGGGUGGUUUUUGAUUGUCAGGAACGGGCCUACUGGGUUGUACAUCGGCCACCGCCAGGAACAGUUAGUGCCAUGGACUAUGGACACGACAGGAUGGUCGACCCUAAUAUGGAGGAGAAAAAAACACCUGACUACUACAGAAGAAUUAUUAUGUUCAUUCAGCAGUGUAUCAUGAGACCAAGGGUGAAGUCGUCUGUGUCAAUUGGAGCACUUAUUAAGUACACAACAACAUACAAAGAGCAUGACCCAUUUCUCCACACCUGCCUCCCAAGCAGCCCCUGGAUAACAGAUGAUGUUACAUAUUGGACCCUCAACAUGCCAAAUGUUGAGACCCCUACUAAAAUGAGGGUGGAGCGCUGGACUUUUAGCUUUGGAGAACUGCUUAUGGACCCUCGGGGAAGGGCCGAUUUCCGCCUUUUCCUUAAAAAAGAGUUCAGUGGUGAGAAUCUUGCCUUCUGGGAGGCGUGUGAGGAUCUGAAAUGGGGUGCUGCUGAGACAAUGAAAGAAAAAGCUCAGCAAAUAUAUAAGACCUUUUUGGCCCGUGGAGCUCCACGUUGGAUCAACAUUGAUGGCAAAACAAUGGACAUAACAGUGAAGGGUUUGGCACAUCCUCAUCGUUAUGUACUGGAUGCAGCCCAGACUCACAUUUACAUGCUCAUGAAAAAGGACUCAUACGGGCGAUAUCUCAAGUCCCCAGUCUUCAAGGAAACUCAAAAGAAGGCCGUUGCUCCUGAAUCACACAGAUUCACUGAGACGCAGUUGGAGCAGAAUGCCAAGAGAAGGCGGCCCAGCCUGAGUCCCAUCAUCCUCAGACAGCAGGAGGAAGAACAGAAGGCCAAACUUGCAGCGAGUGGCCCGGUGGACAUCACACAGCUCUGCCGGUUCACAGCACCUGUGCCUCAUCUGGCAGUAUAUACAGGCAUUUGUGAAGCACAAUCCACUGCCUCCCCUGGGCUCAUGACACUGCCCAACAGUGCUGCCUGCCCGUCUCCCAUCAGCGUCGCUAUCGACAGCACUCCAGCCUCAGAGAGGAGGUUUGAUGGCAACGGAGGGCCUUCCUCCUCCCAUUUCCCAUCAAUUGCAGAGGCAUCAGUAUCAGAGGAAGAGAAGCAGCCACCUGCCCCAAAGUCUCGUAUGGCUCUGUCACUGAGCAGACUCCUCCGCAGAGGAUGCAAUGCCCCAUCUGUCUUUGCCAGCCUAUCCCCAAAAUGUGCUGUGGCUUCAGGAGGAGGCAAAGUACAGCCCCUUGGAGUGGAGCCACUUGCACAACCUCAGCCCAGAAGAAUUGCAAACUUUUUUCAAAUCAAAGUUGACAUCCCACCUGAAUGCCGCAUCUACCCCAUUGAUUCAGAAGACGAGGAGGAUGACAGUGCUGAUACAGCAAGAGGAGGUGUGAAAGAAAUCAUUUGUCCGUGGGAAACUGUCACCAAACAAGAUGGAGCUGGAUAGAAGAGUCAUAGACGAGUCAGUAGAGAGGAAGGAAAUACACUGAACCAAUACUUGUGUCAUAAAUAUUCUGUCUUACAAC